GGAUUUUAGGGAUACCCCGCCAACCAUCCAGAUCAAACGAGACCUGGCGUCCCGGAGCAGGGAGUGCACAGUACCCCUCCCUAUGCCACCUCCACCAUGCCCCUGUCCCGCUGGCUGAGAUCUGUGGGGGUCUUCCUGCUGCCAGCCCCCUGCUGGGCGCCCAGGGAGAGGUUUCUGGGUUACCUACGGMGGCCCUCCCUGGUGCACGGGUGCCCAGUCCUGGGGGCCUGGCACAGUGCCCGCUGCUGGUGCCAAGUGUGGACAGAGGAGCCUCGAGCACUUUGCUCCUCUCUCAGAAUGAACGGAGACCAGAAAUCAGAUGGUUAUGCUCAGGAAAAGCAGGAUUUCAUCCAGCACUUCUCCCAGAUAGUCAAGGUGCUGACUGAAGAUGAGAUGGGGCACCCAGAGACAGGAGAUGCUAUUGCUCGACUCAAGGAGGUCCUGGAAUAUAAUGCCAUUGGAGGCAAGUACAACCGGGGUUUGACGGUGGUGGUAGCAUUCCGGGAGCUGGCGGAUCCAAGAAAACAGGAUGCUGAUAGUCUCCAGAGGGCCCUGACAGUGGGCUGGUGUGUGGAGCUGCUGCAAGCUUUCUUCCUGGUGUCAGAUGACAUCAUGGAUGCAUCCCUUACCCGCCGGGGACAGCUCUGCUGGUAUCAGAAGCCAGGCAUAGGUUUGGAUGCCAUCAAUGACUGUCUGCUUCUGGAAGCAUGUGUCUACCGACUGCUGAAGUUCUACUGCCGGGAUCAGCCCUACUAUUUGAACUUGAUUGAGCUAUUCCUGCAGAGUGCCUAUCAGACGGAGAUUGGGCAGACCCUGGACCUCAUCACAGCCCCCCAGGGCAAUGUGGAUCUUGGCAGAUACACUGAAAAGAGGUACAAAUCCAUUGUCAAGUACAAGACAGCUUUCUACUCCUUCUACCUGCCUAUCGCUGCUGCCAUGUACAUGGCAGGCAUUGAUGGGGAGAAGGAACAUGCUAAUGCCAAGAAGAUCCUGAUGCAGAUGGGAGAGUUCUUCCAGAUUCAGGAUGAUUACCUUGACCUCUUUGGCGACACCAGUGUGACAGGAAAACUUGGCACUGACAUCCAGGACAACAAGUGCAGCUGGCUGGUGGUUCAGUGUCUGCAACGGGCCACUCCAGAACAGCGCCAGAUCUUGCAGGACAAUUAUGGGCAGAAGGACCCCGAGAAGGUGGCCCAGGUGAGGGCACUGUACGAGGAGAUGAAUCUACCAGCUGUUUUCUCCAAGUAUGAAGAAGACAGUUACAUCCACCUUAUGAGUCUCAUUGAGCAGUAUGCUGCGCCCCUGCCCCCCACCAUCUUCCUGGGGCUGGUCAACAAGAUCUAUAAGCGGAAAAAGUGACCUAGAGACUGCCAGGGCAGGGAGGGAGGGCGGGCUCUCAAUAAAUUAUUGUGUAAUCUUC
Messenger RNA from Urocitellus parryii (Arctic ground squirrel), 1420 nucleotides. RefSeq names its product farnesyl diphosphate synthase (gene Fdps). The record is from RefSeq and is a predicted model, not a curated record. Gene Ontology annotation, cellular component: cytoplasm. Lineage: Eukaryota; Metazoa; Chordata; Mammalia; Rodentia; Sciuridae. Gene Ontology annotation, biological process: trans, trans-farnesyl diphosphate biosynthetic process. Gene Ontology annotation, molecular function: (2E,6E)-farnesyl diphosphate synthase activity; dimethylallyltranstransferase activity.